Molecule: messenger RNA, 882 nt
Organism: Asparagus officinalis (garden asparagus)
Lineage: Eukaryota; Viridiplantae; Streptophyta; Magnoliopsida; Asparagales; Asparagaceae
Product: trafficking protein particle complex subunit 3
Exons: 5
Coding region: 96-656 (186 amino acids)
Biological process (GO): endoplasmic reticulum to Golgi vesicle-mediated transport; intra-Golgi vesicle-mediated transport
Cellular component (GO): TRAPP complex; cis-Golgi network membrane; cytosol
Source: RefSeq, a predicted model, not a curated record
UCAAACCUUAAGGCCAUUUUUUCGACCCGACCCGUUAACAGGCCCCCAAAUUCUGUAGCCUUUCUCCAGCAGCCUCGAAGUCACACUCCCGCAAAAUGGCCCCUCUCGCUCCCAGGUCUGGCGAUGCCGUUUUUGCCAACGUCGAGCGCGUCAAUGCGGAGCUAUUCACCCUCACUUACGGCGCGAUCGUGCGGCAGCUCCUCACGGAUCUCGAGGAGGUGGAGGAAGUCAACAAGCAGCUGGAUCAAAUGGGUUACAAUAUUGGAAUUCGGUUGAUUGAUGAAUUUCUAGCCAAGUCCAAUGUGUCCAGAUGUGUCGACUUUAAGGAGACAUGUGACGUUAUUGCUAAGGUUGGUUUCAAAAUGUUCUUGGGAGUCACAGCAACUGUUAGCAAUUGGGAUGCUGAGGGGACAAGCUGCAGCAUUAUAUUGGAAGAUAAUCCUCUGGUAGACUUUGUUGAGCUUCCUGAUACAUGCCAAGGUCUUAACUACUGCAACAUCUUGAGUGGAGUAAUUAGGGGAGCAUUGGAAAUGGUGUCGAUGAAAACUGAAAUAACCUGGGUAAGAGAUAUGCUUCAUGGUGAUGACGCGUAUGAGCUGCGCCUGAAACUACUGAAGCAGGUUCCAGAGGAAUACCCUUACAAGGAUGAUGAAUGAGUCUGCGUUGUAUAUUAGCUCUGAAAAAGACAACGAGAUGAUUUUAUUUUACUUUCAACACCUUUGUAGUUUGUAUUGGUGUACUUCUGCUUUGCCUUGAGUUUUGCUGUCUUUGUGGUAAUGCUUAUGUUCCAUGAGACCUUUUUAGUCGUUGCUAAUUUGCAUAUAGUUGGGGAUUUCGUUAUAUGGAUGUUUCAGUGAAAGGGAAGUAUGCACAUCUUCAUGA